GGCUUCGGGAGUUGUUUUCUCGAGCUGGUGUUCGCCCGGAGGUCGAGCUGGGGCCCGAGGUCUCCUGGCUAGCGACCCGGAGGUUCCUCUGCUGGAAACUUGGAAGACCGACCGGGUGGGUCUGGGGUCAGAGGUCCGACGGCAGCAGUGAGCUCUGAGACCCGAGUCUCUCCUGACCGACGUCCCUCCCUCUGCAUCCGCACAGCCGGGCCCGUCCCCAGCCCUGGUGGAGAUGGGGUCUACUCAGAGCGUCUCAGGCACUCCGGCACGGCCUCUGCCGCGCAACAAGCAUGUGGCCCGAGUAGCAGACCCUCGUUCCCCCAGUGCGGGCAUCCAGCGCACUCCUAUUCAGGUGGAGAGCUCUCCACAGCCAAGCUUACCAGCAGAACAGCUGAACAGUCUCAGACAGGCACAAGACCCAGAUCCCCGCUCUCCCACUCUUGGCAUUGCACGGACACCCAUGAAGAUCAGUGGUCCAGACCCUCCAUGCUCGCUGGUGAAAGAGCUGAGUGAAGUUUUUGAGACCGAGGCCUCGGAAUCAGCUUCCUCCCCAGAGCUUGCUCUGCCGCAGGAAACUCCUUUAUCUCCUGAACGGGACCUGCCUUCGGACCCUCAGUUAUCCCUUGAGGUCCAGCUGCUGUCUUGGAGCCAUACUGAACCUGAUUCCAAACAGGAGGAAGCGAAGCAAUCCACAGAAACCAUAGUUGCCAACCAGAACUCAGACAAGGCCUCCAGAGACCCAGAGACUCCCCAGUCCUCAGGUUCUAAGCACAGUAGACGGAAAGCAAAGAGCAAGCUCCUAGGGAGGUCCCCUCUCACCGUCCUGCAGGAUGACAACUCCCCAGGGACCGUGACACUACGACAGGGUAAGCGGCCUUCUGCACUAAGUGAAAAUGUUAAGGACCUAAAGGACGGAGCCAUUCUUGGAACUGGAAGAUUUCCGAAAGCUGGAGGAGGAGCGUGGGAGCAGAGCCAGGACCAUGACAAGGAGAAUCAGCAUUUCGCUUUGAUGGAGAGCUAGGUCUGUGCUGGAUUCUUCCCGAGCGCCGGGAGAGCCCUGGUCUCUGAUUCCUCUCCCUCUGCCAACUCUGUCCUUGGACAUCAUUCUUCUAUGUGUUGUGUGUUUCCUGUAUAUUAAAGUAGACGAUUUUAAAUGA
Molecule: messenger RNA, 1157 nt
Organism: Apodemus sylvaticus (European woodmouse)
Lineage: Eukaryota; Metazoa; Chordata; Mammalia; Rodentia; Muridae
Gene: Cdca3
Product: cell division cycle associated 3
Exons: 6
Coding region: 233-1021 (262 amino acids)
Source: RefSeq, a predicted model, not a curated record